UCAUUUAGAAAUCAAAUGUAUCACGAGUUGGGGUUUGAAUGUGUAAAAACAUGCUUUUAUUUUGAAACUCACUUUAGGAGUUUCCUGUCUUACCUGUGCAGACCGGCGCAGACUCGUUACGGUCAAAGGGCAGCCAAACAGAAACAGAUCAUGUUCCCCGUGGACCUGCCGGCUCUUCAGGAGUCUGAGCUGGUUUCCAGUGCUCAGAUUUACCUCUCCUCCUUGGAUGGUAGACCUCACCAUGAGUGCUACCAGUCUUCAUCCAAGCCUCAGGUGAAGGUGGCAAUAACAGCAGGGAAUGUCCGACAGCUGCAGCUGUUUGAAGACGACCAGCCGCCCUGUGCUGUUCUGGCUCUUCAUCCUCCAGAAGAUCAAAAUCAAGUGCUGGCCUUGUAUGUGCAGGACAGGUGGUGGCCUCUGGACGACGUGCUGCGGACGUCCAGCCAAUCCAGAAGCGGCUUAGUGCAGGUGUGCUCCAUCAUGGAGAGGGUGGUGGUGUUCCUGCUCAGUCAGGUGGUGGAGCGGCCCUUGCUGGGGGAGGUCUCGUUCGCCCUGCACCCCCGCACAGAGAGCUGUAAAGUGCUGUGGCGGGACAACCAGGCUGUGGGCUUUUACUCUGUCAAACCUAAAGGCAGCCUGUGUGACGGCUGGAGCGGCUGUUGCUACCUGCUGCCCGUCCUGGACACGCUCCUGGUGAGGAGGAGCAGCAGGAGGAGGGGCCUCGGCCUUCAGAUUCUGCAGGAUUUCUGCGCCUCCUUCUCCUCAGAGGAGUUCCUGGGAGUCGCUGCUCCGUUAUCAGCCAGCAUGGCUGCAGUGUGCAGGAAGUUCCUGCAGCAGCAGCUGGAGCUCCGGGAGCGCCUGUACGAGGUGGAGGCCCCGGGGGGCUGGAGCCAACGCCGAAACAUCUGGCUCAACAUCCAGCUGGGCCGCUACUCGCCGCACAGCAGAGGUGAGGAGACCAGGCCAGCAUCCACAGACACAGUGGACUGAAGGCAGCUGCUCUCCUCACAGGUGAGUCACGGAGCGACGUGAACACACCCACCCCCAUUGAGAUCUUGUGCUGAGGAUCCCUCCCCAGUCAUCUGUAUCUCAGGAAGCAGACACUCUGGACUCGGUGUUCUUCACCCGGUUCCAGACCAGAACCUGAGAGUCAUGUUUCCUCCAUCAGUUCAAGCCCAGAGGAGAGUUCAUCCAAUAAUACAAUAAAUGAACGAGAAGUUUGUCCUGCAGCUCA
Messenger RNA from Oryzias melastigma (Indian medaka), 1234 nucleotides. RefSeq names its product family with sequence similarity 169 member B (gene fam169b). NCBI's taxonomy places the organism in Eukaryota, Metazoa, Chordata, Actinopteri, Beloniformes, Adrianichthyidae. The record is from RefSeq and is a predicted model, not a curated record. The transcript is spliced from 9 exons. The coding region runs from base 16 to 990 and encodes 324 amino acids.